GUGGAGAACUUCAUUUCCUUCAGAUUGGAGGCACCUGCGAUGACAUAGAUGAAGCUGAUAUACUUGUAGAUGGAUCUCUUUCCAAAAGUGUAGAACAGUCCUCAGAAGGCACCAAGCCCUUAUCUAACCCUUCUAGUCCAGGCAUUGCAGGAGUUGAUCUUUUGGUGGACCAGCCAUUUUCCCUGGAAACACUGACAUCCCUGGUGGAACUGACCCGUUUUGAGACCUUGACACCACGAUUCUCAGCCACUGUCCCUCCCUGUUGGGUAGAAGUCCAGCAAGAGCAGCAGCAGAGGCGACAUCCUCAGCAUCUGCACCAGCAGCACCACGGGGAUGCAGCUCAGCAUACUCGGACCUGGAAGCUACAGACAGACAGCAACAGCUGGGAUGAGCAUGUCUUUGAACUGGUUCUACCAAAAGCCUGUAUGGUUGGACAUGUGGACUUCAAAUUUGUUUUGAAUUCAAACAUCACAAACAUUCCCCAGAUUCAAGUGACUUUACUGAAAAAUAAAGCUCCAGGCUUAGGCAAAGUCAAUGAAGCAGCAGUAGAUAGACAGAUCACAUUUCCUUUAUCUCCAGCUCAUAAUAUUGAAGUGGAGAGAAAUGGAAAACCAGGACUGGUGGAAUUCAAUGAAGAAAUGCAGUAUAUGGAUGUAGAGGAACCACAAUGUCUUAGAUUGUGUCCAUUUCUGGAGGAACACAAGGAAGAUAUACUUUGUGGUCCAGUGUGGUUGGCUACUGGACUUGAUCUAUCAGGACAUGCUGGAAUGUUGACACUAACAAGUCCAAAGCUUGUUAAAGGUGUGGCUGGUGGCAAGUAUCGUUCAUUUUUAAUUCAUGUUAAAGCAGUGAAUGACAGAGGAACAGAAGAAAUCUGCAAUGGUGGCAUCAGACCAGUUGUUAGAAUACCACCUCUAAAACCUCAGACUAACAAGGGUCAUUCCCUUGCUUCAUUGUUGGCAAAAGUUGCAGCGGGCAAGGAAAAGCCAUCUAGCAAAAUUGAAGCCAGUAAUUCUUCCAGAAAAUCAGAUAAUCUGCGCGGCUGUGACUUACUUCAAGAAGUCUCUGUAACAAUUCGAAGAUUUAAAAAAACUUCAAUUUCAAAGGAAAGAGUUCAACGGUGUGCCAUGUUACAGUUUUCAGAGUUCCAUGAGAAGCUGCUCACCACUCUUUGCAAGAAGACAGAUGAUGGUCUGACUACAGAACAUGCCCAGAGUCUUGUACUCGACACACUCUGUUGGCUGGCUGGGGUGUAUUCAAAUGGACCUGGCAGCUCAAAGGAAGGAAACGACAGUUUGCUUUCUAAAACACGUAAAUGUGUCUCUGAUAUCAUACGUGUUUGCUUCUUUGAGGCUGGACGGAGCAUAGCUCACAAAUGUGCACGAUUCCUUGCACUCUGCAUCAGCAAUGGCAGGUGUGACCCGAGUCAGCAGGGGUUUGGAUCAGUUCUUCUAAAAGCUUUGCUUGACAAUAUGCCUCUUUUGCCUGCUGCUGCAACAGGUGGUUCUGUGUAUUGGUAUUUUGUAUUGCUGAAUUAUGUGAAGGAUGAGGAUUUGGCAGGAUGUAGUACAGCUUGUGCAUCAUUGCUCACUGCCGUGUCCCGACAGCUGCAGGAUCGCCUGACGCCGAUGGAAGCAUUGCUUCAAACAAGAUAUGGAUUAUAUAGUUCACCUUUUGAUCCAGUUCUGUUUGAUUUGGAAAUAUGUGGCUCUUCUUGUAAAAAUGUGUACAACAGCAGCAUUGGAGUACAGUCAGAUGAAAUUGAUUUGUCUGAUGUUCUAUCAGGAAAUGGGAAAAUAAGUAGCUGUGCAGCUGCUGAAGGUAGUUUUACUUCUCUUACUGGACUUCUGGAAGUUGAACCUCUGCACUUUACCUGUGUUUCAACAAGUGAUGGAACUAGAAUAGAAAGGGACGAUGCAAGUACGUUUACUGUGAGUACCUUUGGGGUUACCCCAGCAGUUGGUGGCCUCUCUUCUGGAUCGGUUGGGGAAGCCUCGACAGCACUGAGCUCGGCAGCCCAGGUAGCUUUGCAGUCUCUCUCUCAUGCAAUGGCCUCAGCCGAGCAACAGCUCCAGGUGCUGCAAGAGAAACAGCAGCAGCUUUUGAAGCUUCAGCAACAGAAAGCUAAGCUGGAAGCAAAACUGCAUCAGACAACAGCAGCAGCGGCAGCAGCAGCAUCAGCAGUUGGUCCUGUUCACAACUCUGUGCCUUCUAAUCCAGUAGCAGCCCCAGGGUUCUUCAUUCAUCCUUCAGAUGUCAUUCCACCCACACCAAAAACAACUCCUCUCUUCAUGACUCCACCUUUGACUCCACCUAAUGAAGCAGUUUCUGCUGUUAUUAAUGCAGAGCUUGCUCAGCUUUUCCCUGGUUCAGUCAUUGACCCUCCAACAGUUAACCUUGCAGCACAUAACAAAAACACAAACAAGUCUAGAACGAAUCCACUUGGAUCUGGCCUCGCUCUUGCAAUAUCUCACGCUUCACAUUUUCUUCAACCUCCACCUCAUCAGUCAAUUAUUAUAGAGCGAAUGCAUUCAGGAGCAAGAAGAUUCGUGACCUUGGAUUUUGGAAGACCUGUAUUACUGACAGAUGUAUUGAUUCCCACUUGUGGAGAUUUGGCUUCUUUGUCAAUUGACAUCUGGACUUUAGGAGAAGAAGUGGAUGGAAGGCGACUGGUAGUGGCUACUGACAUUAGUACACAUUCACUUAUUUUACAUGACUUGCUGCCACCCCCUGUUUGCAGGUUUAUGAAGAUCACUGUUAUUGGUCGAUACGGCAGCACAAAUGCCAGAGCAAAAAUCCCAUUAGGAUUUUAUUAUGGCCAUACCUAUAUCUUACCCUUUGAAAAUGAGCUGAAACUAAUGCACGAUCCCCUCAGAGGAGAAGGUGAAGCUGCAAAUCAGCCAGAAAUUGACCAGCAUUUGGCAAUGAUGGUUGCAUUGCAAGAAGACAUACAGUGCAGGUACAAUCUGGCCUGUCAUCGGUUAGAAAUCCUUCUGCAGAGUAUUGACCUGCCACCACUCAAUAGUGCAAACAAUGCCCAGUACUUUUUGCGAAAGCCGGACAAGGCAGUAGAAGAAGAUAGCAGAGUAUUUUCUGCUUACCAGGACUGCAUUCAGCUACAGCUUCAACUCAAUUUGGCUCACCAUGCUGUUCAGAGGCUCAAAGUAGCUUUAGGUGCAAGCAGGAAAACACUGAAGGAGCAGUGUGAUCCGAAAGAGUUGAUUCAGAUGUCAUCCACAGAACAGUUACGCACCAUCAUUAGAUACUUACUGGAUACUUUGCUUAGUUUGCUUCAUUCUUCCAAUGGGCACUCAGUUCCUGUGGUUCUGCAAAGUACUUUUCAUGCUCAAGCUUGUGAAGAAUUAUUUAAACACCUGUGUAUCAGUGGAACCCCAAAGAUACGACUGCAUACUGGCCUUCUGCUUGUGCAGCUCUGUGGAGGAGAAAGAUGGUGGGGUCAGUUUCUCUCCAACGUACUGCAGGAAUUAUACAAUUCAGAGCAACUCCUCAUAUUCCCACAGGACAGGGUCUUCAUGUUGCUUUCUUGCAUUGGCCAAAGAUCGCUUAGCAACAGUGGUGUUUUAGAAAGUUUACUUAAUCUCCUGGAUAACCUGCUGUCCCCACUGCAACCUCAUUUACCUGUGCACAGAAGAACUGAAGGAGUUUUAGACAUUCCUAUGAUCAGUUGGGUUGUAAUGCUGGUGUCCAGACUACUGGAUUAUGUAGCUACUGUUGAAGAUGAAGCAGCCACAGCCAAGAAACCUCUGAAUGGAAAAGAGAGAGAACGAUUUUUGACAGGAAACCAGUGGAGUUUUAUAAAUAACAGCCUUCACACUCAGAGUCUGAGCAGAUCUACUAAAGGCAGCAGUAGCCUGGAUAGACUGUAUUCCCGAAAGAUCAGAAAGCAGCUUGUGCAUCAUAAACAGCAACUUAACUUAUUAAAAGCAAAACAGAAGGCUUUGGUGGAACAGAUGGAAAAAGAGAAAAUACAAAGCAACAAAGGAUCAUCAUACAAACUUUUAGUAGAACAGGCAAAACUAAAGCAGGCUACUUCAAAGCACUUCAAGGACUUGAUACGCUUGCGUCGAACUGCCGAAUGGCCUCGUUCCUCUUUAGAUACAGAAGUAUCAACAACAAAGGAAACUCCAGAAAUUGAACCACUUCCAUUUACACUGGCCCAUGAACGUUGCAUUUCUGUAGUGCAAAAGCUGGCACUCUUUCUCUUGUCCAUGGACUUUACUUGUCAUGCAGAUUUACUUCUGUUUGUUUGUAAGGUUCUUGCUAGAAUUGCAAAUGCUACAAGACCAACAAUUCAUUUAUGUGAGAUUGUAAAUGAGACCCAAUUGGAACGAUUAUUGCUGCUUCUUGUUGGAACUGACUUUAACAGAGGAGACAUCUCUUGGGGAGGAGCAUGGGCUCAGUAUUCUCUGACUUGCAUGCUGCAGGAUAUCCUAGCAGGAGAGUUGCUGGCACCUAUAGCAGCUGAAGCUAUGGAAGAAAGUGCUUUGGGAGAAGAUGCUGGAGCUUCAGCUGGGGAUUCUGAUGACUCCCUCCAGCAGGCCACAGUUCAGUUAGUGGAAACAAUAGAUGAGCCUUUGACACAUGACAUCACAGGUGCUCCACCUCUGUCAUCUUUGGAAAAAGAUAAGGACAUUGAACUUGAAUUACUGCAAGACCUGAUGGAAGUCGAUAUUGAUCCUUUGGAUAUUGAUUUGGAAAAAGAUCCCCUUGCAGCCAAAGUCUUCAAGCCUAUAAGCAGCACCUGGUAUGAUUACUGGGGUACAGACUAUGGCACCUACAAUUACAAUCCCUACAUUGGAGGUGUAGGAAUUCCAGUUGCAAAGCCACCAGUAACUACAGAGAAAAAUGGAUCACAAACUGUCAGCGUAUCAGUCUCUCAAGCUUUAGAUGCACGUCUAGAAGUUGGACUCGAGCAGCAGGCUGAGCUGAUGCUGAAAAUGAUGUCCACCCUGGAGGCUGAUUCCAUUCUACAAGCAUUAACAAACACAUCUCCUACAUUAACUCAGUCUCCUAGUGGAACAGAUGAUUCGUUGCUGAGAGGAUUACAUGCUGCUAACCAAAAUGCUCAGUUGAUUGUACAGUUGUCAUCUAUACCUAUGCUGAGUGCAUGCUUCAACAAACUCUUUUCCAUGCUGCAAGUGCACCAUGUUCAGCUUGAAUCCCUCUUACAGUUAUGGCUCACAUUAAGCCUGAAUUCCAGCUCUUCUGGAAGUAAAGACAGUGGCGCUGAUAUUUUCCUUUAUAAUGCUAACCGAAUACCUGUCAUUUCCCUGAACCAAGCUUCAGUAACUAGCUUCCUGUCAGUUCUGGCAUGGUAUCCUAAUACCUUACUCCGGACGUGGUGCCUUGUGCUUCACAGCCUAACUCUCAUGACAAAUAUGCAGCUUAAUGCUGGUCCAAGCAGUGCCAUUGGAGCUCAGGAAAGUACUGCCCAAUUGUUGGUGUCAGAUCCAAACCUCAUUCAUGUGUUAGUGAAAUUUCUUUCUGGCACUAAUCCUCAUGGAACAAAUCAACAUAGUCCACAGGUUGGGCCAACAGCAACGCAAGCUAUGCAAGAAUUUCUUACUCGAUUACAAGUGCACCUUUCUUCAACUUGUCCUCAGAUGUUCAGUGAAUUUUUACUGAAACUAAUACAUAUACUUUCAACAGAAAGAGGUGCUUUCCAGACAGGCCAGGGACCAUUGGAUGCACAAGUGAAGCUCUUGGAAUUUACUCUGGAACAGAAUUUUGAAGUUGUAUCAGUUAGCACUAUUUCUGCAGUCAUUGAGUCUAUAACCUUUCUUGUGCAUCAUUACAUUACAUGUUCAGACAAAGUAAUGUCUCGCAGCGGCUCCGACAGCUCUGUGGGAGCUCGAGCAUGUUUUGGAGGGCUUUUUGCCAAUAUUAUCCGUCCAGGUGAUGCCAAAGCAGUUUGUGGAGAAAUGACAAGGGAUCAACUUAUGUUUGAUUUAUUAAAGCUGAUAAACAUUUUAGUUCAACUGCCACUUUCCAGUAACAGAGAAUAUAGUGCCCGUGUUCCAGUAGCAAGCAGCACCACAGACAGUGUGUCUGAUGAAGAGAAGGUCUCAGGAGGCAAAGAUGGCAAUGGAAGCAACUCUAAUACACAAGGAUUAACUGCGUGUGUGGCAGACUUGGUGUUAGCCAACCAACAAAUUAUGAGCCAGAUUUUGUCUGCGCUUGGCCAGUGUAACAGCAGUGCUAUGGCAAUGAUUAUUGGUGCAAGUGGCUUACAUCUCACUAAACAUGAAAACUUUCAUGGUGGCUUAGAUGCAAUAUCAGUUGGAGAUGGGUUGUUCACAAUCCUGACAACACUUAGUAAAAAAGCAACAACAGUUCAAGUGAUGCUUCAGCCAAUCCUUACCUACAUGGCCUGUGGAUAUAUGGGAAGACAGGGUUCUCUUGCCACUUGUCAGUUAUCUGAGCCACUGCUCUGGUUCAUUUUACGAGUCUUGGAUACAAGUGAGGCACUGAAGGCUUUUCAUGAUAUGGGUGGUGUUCAGCUUAUCUGUAACAACAUGGUAACAAGCACAAGAGCUAUUGUUAACACAGCAAGAAGCAUGGUUUCGACUAUUAUGAAGUUUCUUGAUUCUGGUCCCACCAAAGCAACGGAUAGCAGUUUGAAAGCUAGAGUGCUGGCUUCUGAGCCUGAUAAUGCAGAAGGAAUUCACAAUUUUGCACCUUUGGGUUCAAUCACCUCAAGCAGUCCCACUGCCCAGCCUGCUGAAGUGCUGUUGCAGGCUACUCCUCCCCACAGACGAGCUCGGUCUGCUGCCUGGUCAUACAUAUUUUUACCUGAGGAAGCUUGGUGUGACCUCACGAUUCACCUUCCUGCAGCUGUGUUGCUCAAGGAGAUCCACAUCCAACCUCACCUGGCCUCUCUGGCGACUUGCCCUUCGUCAGUAUCUGUUGAAAUAAGCGCAGAUGGUGUCAAUAUGUUACCUUUGUCAACUCCUGUUAUCACAAGUGGUCUCACCUAUAUAAAAAUCCAGCUGGUAAAAGCUGAAGUUGCCUCAGCUGUCUGCCUUCGUCUCCAUCGUCCUCGUGAUGCCAGUACCCUGGGCCUCUCUCAGAUCAAACUCUUGGGCCUCACAGCCUUUGGAAACACCUCCUCUGCAACCGUCAACAAUCCCUUCCUUCCCACUGAGGAUCAGGUCUCUAAAACAAGUAUUGGAUGGUUAAGAUUAUUACACCACUGCCUCACUCACAUAAGUGAUUUGGAAGAAAUGAUGGCUAGUGCUGCAGCACCCACUGCUAAUCUGUUGCAGACAUGUGCUGCUUUACUAAUGUCACCUUACUGUGGUAUGCAUUCUCCAAACAUUGAAGCUGUGCUUGUAAAAAUUGGGCUUCAGUCCACUAGAAUCGGCCUAAAAUUGAUUGACAUUCUUCUAAGAAACUGCUCAGCAUCAGGGAGUGAUCCUGCAGAUCUGAAUAGCCCUUUACUGUUUGGAAGAUUAAAUGGUCUCUCUUCUGACUCCACAAUAGACAUUCUUUAUCAGCUUGGAACAACUCAAGACCCUGGAACAAAAGAUAGGAUUCAAGCAUUGCUGAAAUGGGUCAGUGAUUCCGCAAGAGUUGCAGCUAUGAAAAAAAGUGGCCGUGUCAGCUACAUUUGUCCAAAUAGCUCGACAAGGGAGUAUGGUCUUUUGAUGCCAUCUCCGUCCCAUUUGCAUUGUGUAGCAGCAAUUUUGUGGCAUAGUUAUGAAUUGCUUGUGGAAUAUGACUUACCAGCAUUGCUGGACAGAGAGCUCUUUGAGUCACUGUUUAACUGGUCCAUGUCUCUUCCCUGCAACAUGGUUUUGAAGAAAGCUGUUGAUAGUUUGCUUUGCUCAAUGUGCCACAUCCACCCAAAUUAUUUUUCCUUACUGAUGGGAUGGAUGGGUAUCACUCCUCCUCCAAUGCAGUGUCAACACAGACUGUCCAUGACCGAUGACAGCAAAAAGCAGGACCUUAGUUCAUCUUUAACAGAUGACUCUAAAAAUGCACAAGCCCCUCUUGCACUAACAGAGUCUCACCUGGCUACUCUUGCUGCCUCAUCUCAGUCUCCUGAAGCGAUCAAGCAAUUAUUGGACUCAGGUUUGCCUUCACUGCUUGUAAGAAGUCUUGCUAGUUUUUGCUUUAACCAUACUUCUAGCUCUGACUGCACUGCACAAUCAAUGGACAUCACCCAGGACAGGCUCAGGAGGCAUCACGUUCCACAGCACUUUAAUAAAAUGCCUAUCACGGCAGACCUGGUUGCUCCUGUUCUCAGGUUUUUGACAGAAGUUGGCAACAGCCACAUGAUGAAGGACUGGUUGGGUGGCUCUGAAGUCAAUCCAUUGUGGACAGCACUUUUAUUUCUGUUGUGCCAUUCUGGUGCUACCUCUGGAGGACACAAUAUGACAGCACAACAGACCAGUGCAAGAUCUGGCUUGCUUUCUUCGACUGUAACAACAGGAUUGACCACUCAGCAGCGAACAGCAAUUGAGAAUGCAACAGUUGCUUUCUUCUUACAGUGCAUCUCUUGCCAUCCUAAUAACCAGAGACUUAUGGCACAGGUUCUCUGUGAGUUAUUCCAAUCCUCUCCGCAGCGUGGGAACCUCCCAACCUCUGGAAAUAUUUCAGGAUUUAUUCGGAGGCUUUUUUUGCAGCUGAUGCUAGAGGAUGAGAAAGUGACUUUGUUUCUUCAGUCCCCUUGUCCACUCUACAAAGGUAGAAUUAAUGCUACUAGUCACGUAAUUCAACAUCCAAUGUAUGGAGCUGGACACAAAUUUCGUACUCUUCACUUGCCUGUCUCAACAACUCUAGCAGAGGUUCUUGAUCGUGUGUCAGAUACACCCAGUAUUACAGCUAAGCUAAUUAAUGAACAAAAGGAAGACAAAGAAAAAAAGAAUUAUGAAGAGAAAGAAAAAGUUAAAGCAGAAAAUGGAUUUCAGGACAAUUACAGCGUUGUUGUUGCUUCUGGUUUGAAAUCUCAGUCAAAAAGAGCUGUUUCAUCCACACCUCCACGUCCACCAUCAAGGCGAGGAAGAGUGAUGGCAGAUAAAGUGGGUACCUCUUCUUCUGGAGGAGAAUCUUCCAGCAAGACCAUUAGUGUUCCAGUCUUUCAUCUGUACCAUAAACUUCUACCAGGUCAACCAUUACCAGCUGAAAUGACACUUGCCCAGCUUCUGACUCUGCUGUAUGACCGUAAACUCCCUCAAGGAUACCGAUCAAUAGAUUUGACAGUUAAACUUGGUUCCAAAGUCAUCUCAGAUCCAAGCUUAUCGAAAACAGACUCAUUUAAACGUCUCCACACAGAAAAAGAGCAUGCAGAUUUACUGGGACCUUGCCCUGAAGAUGAAGCCAUCAGCCCUGGGGAUGAGUGUAUGGAUGCAGUUCUAGAUGAAUCGCUUCUCGAAACCUGUCCCAUUCAGUCUCCACUGCAAGUAUUUGCAGGCAUGGGUGGAUUGGCUCUUAUUGCAGAGAGGCUCCCUAUGCUUUACCCUGAUGUAAUUCAGCAA
Messenger RNA from Acanthisitta chloris (rifleman), 9500 nucleotides. It is a transcript of the gene BIRC6, whose product is annotated as baculoviral IAP repeat containing 6. The record is from RefSeq and is a predicted model, not a curated record. Lineage: Eukaryota; Metazoa; Chordata; Aves; Passeriformes; Acanthisittidae. The transcript is spliced from 51 exons. Gene Ontology annotation, molecular function: ubiquitin-protein transferase activity. Gene Ontology annotation, biological process: apoptotic process; regulation of cytokinesis. The annotation marks the transcript as partial.